UCAGUUCGCUUCCUGGCUUUCGACAGCGCGGAAUCGACUCUUCAGCAUCAGCAGCAGCACUAGCACUAGCAGAGUAGCCCAGCAGCAGCCCUAGCAGUAGUCUCUCAGCACACGAAGACGAUGAACUUUACGAAGCUCUUCAUUCUGGUGGCGAUCGCCGUGCUGGUGGUCGUUGGCGUCCAGCCUGCCGACGGUGCCCCAAGGUGGAAGUUCGGCAAACGACUAGAAAAGCUGGGUCGGAAUGUGUUCAAGGCGGCCCAGAAAGCCCUGCCCGUCAUCGCCGGAUACAAGGCCCUCGGCUAGAUAGCAUCACCCACCGGCCGGUCCGACUCCCCAACUGACAACGCCUUCGGCUGUGUCGUUCUUCAGCUUUACACUGUGUGUGUGUGUGUGUGUUUGUGUGUGUAGUAUGUAAGCUAACCAUCGAAUAAAACCCAACAGAUCGUAACCUUCUGUCUU
Molecule: messenger RNA, 459 nt
Organism: Anopheles cruzii
Lineage: Eukaryota; Metazoa; Arthropoda; Insecta; Diptera; Culicidae
Product: cecropin-B
Exons: 2
Coding region: 121-303 (60 amino acids)
Biological process (GO): defense response to Gram-negative bacterium; defense response to Gram-positive bacterium; antibacterial humoral response
Cellular component (GO): extracellular region
Source: RefSeq, a predicted model, not a curated record